AUGGCAAAGCCGAGAUUAAUUAUACUCAUUCGACAUGGCCAGUCGGAAGGAAACAAAAACCGCGAGAUCCACCAAACCGUCCCAGACCACCGGGUAAAGCUCACGCCCGAAGGCUGGUCCCAAGCCCACGAGGCCGGCCGCCGCCUGCGCAACCUCCUCCGCCCAGACGACACCCUCCAGGUAUUCACAUCGCCUUACCGACGCACGCGCGAAACCACAGAGGGCCUCCUCGCCACCUUGACGUCCGACGACCCGGAGCCCUCGCCGUUCCGCCUGUCCAACAUCAAGGUCUACGAGGAGCCUAGGCUGCGCGAGCAAGACUUUGGCAACUUCCAGCCAUGCAGCGCCGAGAUGGAGCGCAUGUGGCAGGAGCGCGCAGACUACGGACACUUCUUCUACCGCAUCCCCAACGGCGAGAGCGCCGCCGACGCCUACGACCGCGUGAGCGGCUUCAACGAGAGUCUAUGGCGCCAAUUCGGCGACGACGACUUUGCCAGCGUCUGUAUCUUAGUCACUCACGGCCUCAUGUCGCGCGUCUUUCUCAUGAAAUGGUACCACUUCACAGUCGAAUACUUUGAAGACCUCCGCAACGUUGACCACUGCGAGUUCCUCAUCAUGCGCAAGCAAGAAAACGGCAAAUUCCUCCUCGAAACCAAGCUCCGCACGUGGUCUGAACUCCGCCGAGAACGAGCCCUCGCCAACAGCAGCAGCAGCAGCAGUAUCAAGGAAAAGGAAAAGGACGACACCUCCAAGCUCGACCGCACACGCACCUUUGUCGUGACCCGGAAAUGGGGCGGCUGUCCCAACGGUUGCAACCACACUGACCACUAUAAGAGGCGUCACGACCUCGAGGCCCUGCGCCAGAAGGACAACGAGCUCAGCGGUCACGCCGCCGCCGCCUCCGCCGCCGCCAACGGAGGUAUGAUAUCCGCCCGUCGCCACCGGCACAAAUCCACCGUGAGCAUGGGCGACGGCGACGACGAGUACAGCGACCAGCACGUCCUGGGCGACGCGCCGCUCGAGAAGACACGCAGCCUGGACGAAGUCAUGUCUUCGCCAGACGGCACGCCGUCCUACAUCACGGCCGAGGACCGUCUGCGCAGCCUCAAGUCCCCCCCUUUACACCUCGGCCGCGACUUUGGCGGCACCUACUCGGGCCACGCAUCCCUCGCCGGCUCCGACUCGGACGUGUCGUCCGACCUGGGUCGCCGCUGCCGCCGCCGAAAGACGAGCCACAAUGGCGAGGAACAAGCUCCAAGGAGCAACGGCGACACCUCUCAUUGCAUGGGCGCGCAUGCCAAUCGGCUGGGAGACGCACCGCCCGCGGCGGGCUCCGAUAUGGAGGACCUGGAUGCCGCUGAGAAGGAGGACAGGAGCAUUCGUGGGAGCGUGUACUAG
This is a messenger RNA of Metarhizium brunneum ARSEF 3297, 1398 nucleotides long. The record is from RefSeq and is a predicted model, not a curated record. NCBI's taxonomy places the organism in Eukaryota, Fungi, Ascomycota, Sordariomycetes, Hypocreales, Clavicipitaceae.